Molecule: messenger RNA, 761 nt
Organism: Scheffersomyces amazonensis
Lineage: Eukaryota; Fungi; Ascomycota; Pichiomycetes; Serinales; Debaryomycetaceae
Gene: TRP99
Product: Trp99p
Exons: 1
Coding region: 45-605 (186 amino acids)
Biological process (GO): cellular response to oxidative stress; cell redox homeostasis; hydrogen peroxide catabolic process
Cellular component (GO): cytosol; peroxisome; mitochondrion
Molecular function (GO): thioredoxin peroxidase activity
Source: RefSeq, a predicted model, not a curated record
AGUGUAGAACAGUUUUAAACCAUUCAAUUGAUAGAUAGAUUAUAAUGACCAUGUUUACUAGAGCUUCAAUGAAUCUUACUAGAGUCAAAGUUCCAAUUACUACUAGAUUUUCAUUUAGAUCAAUUAGUAUAGGUAGCACGAUCCCAGCCGCAACUUUAUUUGAGAAUUCUCCAGGUAAUCCGGUAGAUAUUGCACAAGAAGUUUCUGAAGGUAAAUCAGUUAUAAUUGGAGUUCCUGGAGCAUUUUCUCCAGCUUGUUCAGCUUCUCAUAUUCCAGGUUAUUUAAAGAAUUUAAGAGGAUUUAAUGAUAAAGGUUAUGAUAAAUUCUUUAUAGUUGCUGUUAAUGAUGCAUUUGUAACAAAAGCUUGGGGUGAUAGUUUAUUAACUAGUGUUGCUGGUGCUCAAGUUAAAUUUUUAGCUGAUCCAGCUGGUGAAUUCACUAAAGAAUUAGAUUUAAGUUUUGAUGCUACUAAAUUCUUUGGUAAUGAAAGAUCAAAGAGAUAUGCUUUAUUAGUUGAAGAUGGUAAGGUUACAAAGACAUUUGUUGAACCUGAUAAUACUUCGGUUGAUGUUUCUGAAGCUGCUAAAGUAUUAGAAGAAGCCUAAAUAAAUUCAGUUCAAGAGAUGUAGCUAAUAUGUAAUUCCUGCCUUUAGUAGUUCAUUAGUUUAUGUAGUAUUAUAUAUACUUUGACUGUAGUCUUUAUGUUUCCCACUAUAAAUAUAAAUUUAGUGCUUAGUUAUAUACAUUUUGUUUUAGCACCC